UAAAUCUAGACCUUGAAUCUAUGCCUUGAAUGGACGCUCAAAUGUAACGGAUAUUAUCGACGCUUCUUUGUAUGCCCGUUGUGUGUAUUAUUCUUCGUGGGCAACAAUUCGCCAAAAAGAUUGUUUCUCCCCUACCAAGUGCCGAAAGUAUGUUACUGUAAGAUGCCACCCAAACGUCAGAAGAGUGGCAUAACUGCUGCUGGUGUCUCGCCGUCAGUGGUGUGGGAAAACGGACUCACUGCCGCAACUCUUGAGGAGGAAUUUUGGAAGCUGAGCAUUUCCUGGGUUGUAGUGGAGUGUCUGGAGGAUAUGAGGAAUCUAUCUGCACUUGCGCUCGCUGUGCAACAACCUCUACGUAGACAAUUCAGCAUCAUCUCUUGGGACACAACUUUGCAUAAAAUUAAUGAACUGGGAAAUGCAAAAGUUAAGAAGGUCAAAGAUAUACCACCAUUUCAUGAGGUGAUGGAGGUUGCAAAGAGUACACUUGAUGCUGGGGAGGAGAUCUCCACUGAACUUAUGGCCAAACUGUUGAAGUUCCAGCUGUUGUGUAUGAAGACCGCAGACCUUCAGCGACUAACUGAGCAGAAGGCAGCUGAAGAAAAGUCAAAAGCCAAAUCAUCACCCACAAAAGAAGGUGGAAAAACUGCCAACAAAGCAGAAAAGGGGAAGAAGAAUCCAGAGGCAGGAGCAUGUGUUAAAGACACUAAACUUAGACGACGAGGAGAAGAGGAUGAUUCACAGAAAUACAUAGAUGAUGAACCAGAGGAUGGACCACAGCUUUAUGUCCUCCUGCUGGGGUUUAACCAGACAAUGCUCCUUUCUGCACUGGAUUCUAUUGGUGUACAUGUAUCGAACAUCAUUAGACUUAGCAGCCAAAAUAGAGAAUACUGUGAUGGGGCAACUCUUUCUUCCUCAGGUGCAGAAGAAGGACAAACCGUAAUGCAAAAAGAACUGAAUAAUUUCUGGACUCAUCUGGAAGAGGUUUUUCUCAGCGGUUGCAACCAGUCCAGGCUCUUUGAUGUAGUUUGUCUGAACUGCAUAUUGGAAAAUAACUUGUGCCCUGAUCAGGACAAUGUUGAGGCAAUGCUUGAUUGUGGGGCUCAGGUAUUUGAAGCUGUUGCCUCUCUUAUCUAUGACUGCCUGGACUGGCGACAAGAGCACCUACAUUACCUCAGUAGCAUGAACAUCAUUGAUGUUCCAUCUAUCUCCUCUGGUCAGACCCAAAGAAGCCCUGAGUCCUCAGCUGAGGGGCAACUUUCAGCUAAUCCCACCUCUGUGUCAAAGAAGAAACACUCAGAGGACAGUCCUGACUUUCAGGCAGAAGCUCUGAACACAUAUGUCGACAUGAGAUUGUACUGUGAUCUUCUAAAGCAGAUACCACCAGAGUGCGUCUCUGUACCCCUAAUUCUCCAUUGCAUGCUGGAUCAGGUGGUGAUGUCAGAGCAGGGAGGUCCAACGGAAUGUGCCACAUCCAUAGAGCCAGAGCAAUCUGACUGCAACUUUACCAACCAUGUAAUCUCAGCAGCAGCUAACCUGCCAUGUUCAUCUAAGGAAAAGAAGAGGUUGAUGGAGAACUUUGGGAAACUGGAGGAUAUAAACACCAGGAGUCCACCCAUGGCACCUUUAUUGAUGAGCUACCAUGACAAAAGAGCAGAAAGAUUACAUAAAUGCCCCGUGCUAAAUGAUUUUAAUGUCACAAAUAUUGAAGCUGACAUGAUGAAGAAUGGCCCAGUAUGGAAUCUAUUGCAUUCAAAGUUCAAUCAGGACAGACGCAUGGGCGGUAUUAUUCAGAACCAGGAACUCAUUCGCCUCUUCAGUGAUGGUUUGAUGAACAUUGAUGAUUCGUCUGAGUUGCUAAAAAAAACUCUGCAUUCUUUGAGUGACUGGAAUGUGUUGGAGUAUUUCAAUGCACCUGUCUUCUCACAGGUUUUGCAAGAAGCAUCUCAGACAUAUCACUGUAUGGAUACUUACAGAAUCUCCAAAGAUGGUUCACUCUUGAUCUUCUGUCACAAUCCUAUAAGUUCUCAGAGAGAUAGCAGGCAAUCAUGGGAUGUAGCUCUUCACACAGAUGUUGGAUUCAGGGAUUAUUUGGAGCAUGUUGCUAGCAGUUUGAGUGGAUGGAACAUGGAGAUAAACAGAAGCCCAGAUGCUGGUGUGCUCCCCCAGUCUUGUGCAGCUUCCCCAGCGACAUCAGAGGAAAGGCCACAGACAUACAUACAGGAGGAAUCAUUAAAGGCCAUGAAGCUUGAACAAGAGCGUUUGAAAAAAGAGGAACAGGAGAAAAAAGUGCAGAAAGAGAAAACGGGGAAGACGGCUGGAAAAGGAAAUAAUAGGUCUGAUUCAGCAAAGGACAAUAAAAAGUCCCUCUCAAGCCAAAGCCAAGAGGAGCUACUACACUCCGUUCAGUCCACAUCCUCCCAUCUAGGCAAAGAGUCUGAUAAUCAAGACACCAGUGAAACACAAACAGCGUUCACUGGCUACAGUAUGAAUGGUUGCUUGAUCCAUCUUACCAGUGAGAUGCAUUGUCUCUACCCAGCAGAUGGAGGAGUUAUUGAAGUGGAUAGAUAUCAUUUCAUUCAUGGUUUGCCUCAAAUGAAAAUCUGUGUAAUGAAGGAUAAACAUCAGUUCUUCAUAUAUUAUUCUGGAAGCGAUAGGGGGAUACAAACUGAACUCUCAAUGCAAGGGAGACACUCUGAUCAUCAUGGCUCCUUUUUUGCUGUGCUGUCCAGUGGAAUGAAACUUUCUUUCAAUCAUCCCAGCACAGGUAGACAAGAGCAGGAGAGAACUCUCCUGACAGAGAUGCCAUCUGUUGUCCCCUCAAAUCAUUGCUCUCAAAGUCAGUCUGCUAUGGCAGAUGAUACAGCUGUGCCCCUGGACUCUACCCUCCCUCAAGGAUUACAUGUUUGCACGCCUGAUGGCGUCACUGUCCACUUCAUAUGUCAGGAGACCAGUGAUGGAGGGAAAAAAGUUUUGGUGCGACAGAGCUCCAUCCACCUCCACCCAUCUCAUGACGGCAGUGAUUGUACCAAUACUGAGAUCUCAAGAGUGAUUACCACUGAAGGAACAGUGAUCAGAUACUUUAGAGAUGGUUCAAGUGAGAUCCUUUUCGCAGAUGGCACAGUAAGCAGAUGUCAAGACUCUGAAAAUGUUCUGCAUUCAACUCAAGAUCCAUUUACUACAGAAAGUGAUUGUUUGAAGGAACAGAGCGUGGAUGGCAGGGAAUUUAAAGAAAAAAAAGGUAAGGGCAAUUUGGAGAUGGGCGUAGGAAAUGACGUGGACGAACAGAAGAAACAGAAUGACCAAGGUCCAGCAGAGCUGUGCAAAUCCUGGACAACACCACCACCAUCUGGCCUUUCCACCUCAGGAGAUGCAUCAGGGGACAUUCAGCCUAUCCUAACCUACACAUCAACUGACCCCUUCAGCCAAACAGUUGUUAUUGUAAGAGAAGAUGGUGUCAUUACAGUUCAAGAGAUCGAUGGAUCCAAGGUCAUAGAGCAUGCAGAUGGUACUCGCAUCACCACUUUCUAUCAGGAAGCCAAAGAAGUUAAUGAAGACAUGCCGGGCAGAAUUCGGAGGUGGGUGAUGGUAAAGCAAACUGGCUUUCCCACUGUGCUCAUGGGUGAUGAUGGAGGCUGCCACGUUCUGUUUGGAGAUAGAACAGCCGUCAUCGCUAACUCCAGUGGAUCUUAUCAGAUCAUGCCUUUCGGUUCUGGUGUGUUUUCCAUUAACGAGGAAGGCCAGGCCAUUUACACUUCUCAACAAAGGAGCCCCACAGCUGAACCGCUGAAGCCAAGCAGUUACAUGAUGUCCACUUCAGGAGAUAUUUUGUGUGAGAUGACUGAUUCAGCUGGAAACCAAUUUCAGGUAAAAGCUGAUGGUCAGACAUCUAUGACUGCUGGUACUGUGACAGAGAACAAUAUGAAAGAUUGUCUGAAAACAACACAUAUACCAAGAUUAUUUGUGGCACAUAGUGAUGGUUCUGGGUUAGAGCUGUUGAGCUCUCAAGCACUUGAGGAGUUGCUGUUGGAAGCUUAUGCAAAUCCUGCCAUGGCUGUUCUGAAAGAAGUUGCUCCAGAAUUUACAGGAGCCCAGGAGAUCACAUUGCUGAUGCCAAGUUACAUGUAUAUGGAUCUUGAUCAGAAGCAAAAAGAGAAUAUCUUCUCUACACACCUGAAAUGCCGAAACUGGGACCGUUUCCCUUCUGAUGAGAAAAAGUCCAUUGGUCCAUCAUUUGGAACAAGUUUGAGCAGUAUCGAGCACCCUUGGGCUGUAUCCCCAGCAUCCCACCCCAUGCUUAGUUGUCCAGAGGUGCUACUAGUCCGGCAACUCAUCCAUAUCCCACUUGAGAGUAUGCAAGAGCACACCCGACUGUUACCCCGGUCAUUGGAGGACAGACUACCAGAAUAUGCAAUGAAGUACUCGAAGCAACUGAUGAGUAGUGAGAGGCUAUGUCAAGAUAUUCAGCUGUUGGAAUUCAGAUCAUCAGAUGAGCAGGAGGCUGCCUCCAACCUUUUGCAGUUGCUGCUGACAGAUAAUAAUGCAGUGGGGUCAAGCACUGAAGCCUUUGAAGAAAAAGUAUCCAUGACAUCCUAGACUAAAACGUUGGAUAAAUAAACUGUCCUAUUGAAAAUAAAGAGCAUGAAUUGAAAAUUUCA
Sardina pilchardus (European sardine) is the source of this 4655-nucleotide messenger RNA. It is a transcript of the gene spag17, whose product is annotated as sperm associated antigen 17. Gene Ontology annotation, biological process: epithelial cilium movement involved in extracellular fluid movement; axonemal central apparatus assembly. NCBI's taxonomy places the organism in Eukaryota, Metazoa, Chordata, Actinopteri, Clupeiformes, Clupeidae. The coding region runs from base 163 to 4593 and encodes 1476 amino acids. The record is from RefSeq and is a predicted model, not a curated record. The transcript is spliced from 35 exons. Gene Ontology annotation, cellular component: axonemal central apparatus.